This is a messenger RNA of Erinaceus europaeus (western European hedgehog), 1533 nucleotides long. RefSeq names its product gap junction protein alpha 9 (gene GJA9). The record is from RefSeq and is a predicted model, not a curated record. Gene Ontology annotation, cellular component: connexin complex. Lineage: Eukaryota; Metazoa; Chordata; Mammalia; Eulipotyphla; Erinaceidae. The transcript has a single exon. Gene Ontology annotation, biological process: cell communication. Bases 1 to 1533 code for a protein of 510 amino acids.
AUGGGGGACUGGAAGUUCCUUGGAGGAUUUCUGGAGGAAGUGCAUGUCCACUCCACCAUGAUUGGAAAGAUCUGGCUGACCAUCCUAUUUAUAUUUCGAAUGCUUGUUCUGGGUGUAGCAGCUGAAGAUGUCUGGAAAGAUGAGCAGUCUGGCUUCAUCUGUAAUACAGAACAACCUGGCUGCAGAAAUGUGUGCUAUGACCAGGCAUUUCCUAUCUCCCUCAUCAGGUACUGGGUUUUACAAGUGGUAUUUGUAUCUUCACCAUCCCUGGUUUACAUGGGGCAUGCUUUGUACCAACUGAAAGUUCUGGAGAAAGAAAGGAAGAGGAAGAAAGCUCAACUGAGAGGAGAACUUGAAAGGGUAGAGUUUGAAAUGCCUGGCAAAUGGAGGAGAUUGGGUCAAGAACUUUGUCAACUGGAGCAAAGGAAAUUAAAUAAAGCCCCACUUAGAGGGACCCUGCUUUGUACUUAUGUGAUACACAUUUUCACUCGUUCUGUGGUUGAAGUUGGGUUCAUGGCUGGGCAGUAUCUUUUAUAUGGAUUCUGCUUACAGCCUCUGUUUAAAUGUCAUGGCCACCCAUGUCCAAAUACAAUUGAUUGUUUUGUCUCAAGACCAACAGAAAAGACAAUAUUUCUAUUUUUUAUGCAGUCCAUUGCCACUAUUUCACUUUGCUUAAAUGUCCUAGAAAUUUUCCACCUAGGUUUAAAGAAGAUUAAGAGAGGUCUUUGCAGACAAUAUAAUUUGAAAAAUGAAAAUAGUGAAUUCUAUAUGAAUAAGUCAAAACAGAACCUUGCCAAAUAUCAGAGUACAGCUGCAGAUUCACUGAGGCGGCUCUCUUCUGCACCUGAUUAUAAUCUGUUAGUGGAAAAGCACACACACAACACAGUGUGCACUAGUUCAAAUUCAUUAGCAUUUCAAACGGAUCCUGACCAUCACAGUGGAGAAGAUGAGAACUGCAUUAUGAAUAAACAGGACACUAUAUCGUCUAAUGAAAUGUGCAUCCUCAGUAGUACCUGUAAUUCUCUUCACGAAGGUGGCUCAGGUAAUAAGGAAUACACUCCUAAAAUAUUUGGAAAAGAAGUUAAAGACAACCAGUUAAGAGAAUGUGAUGGCAACAACAGAAAAUCAAACCAUUAUUCUAAAAGUCACUGUUCUGUUGCCUCAGAAGUUAUCACAGAUCUGGAUCUCCACAAGGGUCAGUCACCACAAACGACUUUCUCUCUGCCAGACUACGACAUCUGUAAACCCAAGUGGCUGCAACCUACAAGGGGUCUUUCAAUAGGAGAUAAAGAGCUUGCAUCCCCUCCCAAAGGUCACCUCAGUGACCAGUUCAGAGAAGGCAUCGUUAGGACAUCUCCUCCGUCCAAGGGGGGUUUCCAACCUUCUGACAUUCCUGAUUCUUUGCAAGAGCUAUCUUUUGAAUCUGAACUGGUCAGAAUCUGCAAGAAUCCUAUUGCUUGUCUUCCAAAUCAUCUAGUGUUGUUGACAAAUAACCACAUUGAUAGACGGGCUCCUACAGACCUUCAGAUCUGA